Molecule: messenger RNA, 4521 nt
Organism: Anolis sagrei ordinatus
Lineage: Eukaryota; Metazoa; Chordata; Lepidosauria; Squamata; Anolidae
Gene: PLEKHA8
Product: pleckstrin homology domain containing A8
Biological process (GO): ER to Golgi ceramide transport; intermembrane lipid transfer
Cellular component (GO): cytoplasm
Molecular function (GO): lipid transfer activity
Source: RefSeq, a predicted model, not a curated record
CGAAGACAAGUGCUCGUUUUGAGAAAAAGCGGUGAUUGGUCGUCUCAACAAUCCAGGAAGAGAACGCUUUGGAAUCCCUGAACACAAUACCCCCGGCUUUCGCCUCGCUGCCAAUGGCGGAGCUUGUGGCCACAACGGCGUUCUCAUUGGUUCCCGUAGCGUUCUAGCCACGCCCCUUCUCUCCCUCCAGCGGGGAGGUUUGCAUUCCCGAAUGGGUUUGGUGCAGGCGAGCUGCGUAGCUGCGAGGGAUCCCGACUAUCUUACGCAACCGGCGUAGCGCUAUGUAUCUGUGUUGGUUGGUUGGGCCGGAUCAGGGGUGGGUAGGGGAGAAGGCGGGGUUGGACUCCUGCCUGGCUCAGGAUGGCCCUGGGCUUCGGGACUCCCUAGGCGGCUCCAGGGGGAGAGGCUUCCCCUGUCCCAAGCAGAUCUGGAUGGGGGCGCCCUUGUCACCAUGGAGGGGGUGCUGUACAAGUGGACCAACUAUCUGAGCGGCUGGCAGCCUCGGUGGUUCCUUCUUGCAGGAGGUGUGUUAUCCUACUAUGACUCACGGGAAGAUGCUUGGAAAGGCUGUAAGGGAAGCAUCCAAAUGGCAGUAUGUGAAAUUCAAGUUCACCCAACAGAUAACACACGAGUGGAUUUGAUUAUUCCUGGAGAACAGUGCUUCUAUCUGAAAUCCAAAAAUGCAGCUGAUAGACAAAAGUGGUUGGUUGCCCUAGGAACUGCCAAGGCCUGUCUGACGGACAUCCGGACCCUCAAAGAAAAAGAGUUUUCAGAAAACACGGAUGCCUUGAAAACGAAAAUGGCAGAACUUCGGUUGUAUUGUGACCUCCUCGUUCAGCAAGCAGAAAAAACAAAGAAUGGAGUCGAUACGGGAGCACUGUUGAGAACCACCUGUACUACAUUCCUGAAGACCCUUGAUGAAUGUAUGCAAAUUGCAAAUGUGGCCUUCUCUUCUGAGCUGCUUUAUCAGCCACCCUCUGGAUCUUCACAUUCAUCUUUCUACAAAUUAAACAAGCUCAAACUUCCCAGCAUAUUUAGCCGCAGCGUAGCAGAAAGGCAGAUGGAACUUAAAAAUACUGAAAAUGGAUAUAUAUAUGCAAAUGCCAACCUUCCUGAGAAAACCCCUGUACCCCUAAAAACUGGUGAGCAGGACCAUGAAAAACAUAUUACAGAUGAUAGCAAAAAGGAUGGAAAAGACAAGCUGCUGCCAAAAAUACCAGAUCGAGACAACAAAUCUGUAGAACUUGCAUCGGAUUCCACAGGCAAAUCAACACCCCCAGGCGAGGAAACAAACAAGGAUUUAAUGACGUUCUUCAGUGCUAUGAGCAUCAGAUUUAGUGAUAUUGAGCUUUCUGAAGAUGGAGGAAUACCAACAGAAGAAUUUUUGCGAUCUUGUUAUGAAAUAGUUCCGGUCCUGGAUAAACUCGGAUCCACAGUCUUUGCUCCUGUUAAAAUGGAUUUUGAAGGAAACAUCAAGAAAAUCAAUCAGAAAUACAUAACCAGCAAAGAUGACUUCAAUACCCUUCAGAAACUCAUCCUACAUGAAGUGAACUCUGGAGACUCGCAAAUUCGUAACUCUGCCACAGAGGCCCUCAUGUGGCUGAAAAGGGGCUUGAAAUUUUUGAAAGAGUUUUUGACAGAGCUAAAGAAUGGAGAAAAGAACAUUCAGACAGCACUAAAUCAUGCUUAUGGCAGAACGUUAAGGCAGUACCACGGCUGGGUUGUCCGAGGAGUUUUUGCGCUAGCACUGAGGGCAUCCCCCACCUAUGAAGGCUUUGCGUUGGCACUAUCGAUUGGAGAACGUAAAUAUCAGGAAGACACUUUUUAUAAUAGCAUGCAAAGGGACCUUGACAUCUACCUACCCGCUAUGGAAAAACAGCUCAGCAUCUUGGAUGCACUGUAUGAAGAACAUGGGCUGGAAUCCAAUGAAGUGGUGUGACCACCAGCCAAAACAGUGCCUCUCAAAUUCAGGGAUUGUGACUGUUAACAUAGCUUUUUUUCCCAGAAGUCCAUUCUGUUUCUGUGUGUGUUUUUCCAUACUUGAGAAGGGACACAAAACUUCCUUUUUUUACAUGUUUUUUUUAAAAUGCUUGUUUAUGUUUAACUGCAAAGGUGCUAUAUAUUCUGGCAACAUUUUUUCUACCUUCAUAGAAAAUACUUUUAGCCAGAUAUAGUGAUAUUUACUAUGUGGCAACCAAUUUGCUGAACAAGCACAGAGUUUAGUACCAUUGUGCUGAAUUGCUUAGAGCAUCUCUGUACCAGAGCUGCAGAGAGUUACUUUUGGGGGCCACAAUUUCCAGGAUCUCCAAUCCAGGUGGCCAGGGGCUUCGCUUGCUAGGGAUUUUGGGAGUUUGGGGCCAGAAUUCACUUAAGGACAUUUGCACAUGUAAAUAUUGCUUACAUAUUUAGAAGUGCUUUUUGAGGCACUGUUGGGGCUAGUACUUCCUUUCUCUCCAUACAACACCUAAAAUUCCCUUCCCAACUUACUGCAAGAUCUUAAAGCUGUCAUUCAUUCUUCGGCAGGAUCGGAAAGCAUGUGUCAAUAAAGACAGACACACAAUAAUUACAGAAGGACUAAAACUUCCAAGGACCUCCCCCAAGUUCUCAGCACUGGCGUCAUCAUUCUGCACCUUGCUAUGCAUUCUUCAUCUGGAUAUCCAAUCCUGCCUGCUCAUUUUGAAGUGUGCAGUGGCUGUGCAAUGUGAUUUCAGGGCUUUUCCAUAAACUAAUCUAUGGCUCAGGGUAAUGUGGAUAUUCACACUACUCUGAGGGGAUAUUGACUUGCUCUGUACAUAAUUUAAGCUUGCUCUGUGAUGGUCAGAAAGUUCGUGAUUUAGACCAGCAAGUGGAGAAUUCAGUUUUGCAACUCAAAAUCCAGCCAGUAUUUGAAGGCCUCAUAUCUUAUGCAAUUCAGUGACUAAGUCUUCCUCAAAAGCAGAAUCUAGAGAUUAUUAUCACAACUACCUAUAUGCAUCAUUCCUAUUUUUGUUAUUCUAAAUCUAGCUGAUCUUCCUAAUUAGAGCAGACCCCUUGAAUGUUGAUUUGCCAGUCUGAAGUUGAUUCAAUGGGUUUACUAAGGAGCCAUGGUAGCGCAGUGAGUUAAACCCUUGUGCCAGGUUCAGCAGUUUGAAUCCACGAGACUGGGUGAGCUCCCAUCUGUCAGCUCCAUCUUUCCAUGCGGGGACAUGAGAGAAGCCUCCCUCAGAAUGGUAACACUUCCGAGCGUCCCCUGGGCAACGUCCUUGCAGACGGCCAAUUCGGUUGCACCAAAAGCAACUUGCAGUUUCUCAAGUCACUUCUGACACACAAAAAGGGUUUACUCUAGCUGCAACUAGAAGUUGGAAUUAAGUCCAAAUGUUGAAAGUGUUGGCUAUAUUUAUCUGCAGUGAGUUUACUUCAGUUUUUAGUAGCUGAAGAUCUGUCCUAUUUUCUAGCUUGGAUUUGCUCUGGCCUCUUGCUUACCCAUUGAUAAUGCAUAUAGAUUAGCAAGAAGGCAGGGACAUAAUUUGCCAUGUGAUGUAUGGAAUCAUAAGCAAUAGGAGAAUGUGCCUGUCUGUCCCAGAAUAGUUCAGUGAAGAUUAUCCUAAACUCUCUGAAGUUAAUUUGGUUUGCAAUCAAUAGAAAUAAUGUUCAAGUUGAAAGGCUCCAUGACUGCAACAUUUAUCAUAUUAGUGGAGAUUUGACUAUAUCCUUUAUCAUUUACCAUGCUGGUUGAAACAGAUGAGAGCUGUUUUAUGUGCUUGUAGACCGUGUCUGAAACGCAAACAGUCCUUUGCCUUAUAGAGUCCAUCUAUACCUCUCUCCACAUUUGAUUGUCAAAGACUAAAUUGAGAACAAAAGUUUUGCUGUGAUCUACUAUAGCUGAAAGUCCAAAAGUGAUUAAAUAUCACUGGGCUGUUUCUUCCUACUAUUUGAAAGUAUAGCAGGUGUGUUUAACUAAACCUUAGGGCAGUGGUUCACAAUGUUUGAUCCUCCAGGUGUUUUGGACUUCACAGUUCCUAACAGUUGAUAACCUGGCUGGGAUUUCUAGGAGUUGAAGUCCAAAACAGCUGGAGGUCCAAAGGUUGGGACCACAGUCUUAGGUUGAACAGAUCUCAGUAAAGCGACACAUCAGAAUUCAGCUCUGCUUGAAAGGUGAGUAACCAGUAUAUGAAACAGGGACAAGUGAAUCCAGAAUUUGUCUUUUGCCAUAGUAAAGUUGUGAGGAGGACUUGCAUUCAGAAGACUAGUGUGUCAUCUUCAGCAGGGCUUCAUACCAAUAUAUUGAUAUUGCCAAAAGCGGGGCAGUCUUUGCUGCCACUUUCUUUUCCCUCGCCAAAACAUUGCCAUUGUACUCUUUCUUUCUCCAUUCUACUGCGUCUUCUGUCUGAUUUUCCUUUAUUCUGUCCUUGAUUCUGAUUAACGCUUUGCUUUAUGUAAAUAGGAGUUGGCUGUUGUAUAUGGAGAAAUGUGGAGGCUUGGGAGAAGAUUAUUCCAGAUAGGAGAAUGUUGGAAGCUGUAAUAAACAAUGCUGGAUAAUCA